AUGGGCAAUGCCGACUUGACAGAGCACGCCGCGUGGACGUCGGGCAACGUUGUGACGUGGUGCGAUGUGCGGAGUGCCGACUGCAUACUUGGUCCGCCACGGCGGCAUCGCCCCGCACGUGGAUUUUCCUCAGCCCGGAAUGCUCAAGGAUAUGGCUCUCAUCGAUCCCUUCGAGACCUACGGGUAGAGAUUUAA
Messenger RNA from Aphanomyces astaci, 195 nucleotides. RefSeq lists its product as hypothetical. The record is from RefSeq and is a predicted model, not a curated record. The transcript is spliced from 2 exons. NCBI's taxonomy places the organism in Eukaryota, Oomycota, Saprolegniomycetes, Saprolegniales, Verrucalvaceae. The coding region runs from base 1 to 195 and encodes 64 amino acids.